Messenger RNA from Maudiozyma barnettii, 813 nucleotides. RefSeq names its product putative amidotransferase. Gene Ontology annotation, cellular component: cytosol; nucleus. The coding region runs from base 1 to 813 and encodes 270 amino acids. Lineage: Eukaryota; Fungi; Ascomycota; Saccharomycetes; Saccharomycetales; Saccharomycetaceae. The record is from RefSeq and is a predicted model, not a curated record. The transcript has a single exon.
AUGACUACUUCCCAUAAGAAAAUUGCGAUUUUCUAUACUGAUCAUGACGACGAAUGGACUGAUCCCUAUGGUAAUUUCGUGGACAUGGCUCAGAAAUUGUUAAAUGAGACCAAGGAUCAUCCAUCAGAUGUUGAAUAUAAGAUGUUCCACAUUUAUAACAACGAAUUUCCAACGUUAGAAGAAUUAGGUAGUGUGGAUGAGAUGGGAGACAGUAAUUAUAUUGGGAUAUUCAUUACAGGAUCUCGUUAUGAUUCCUUCGAUCAAACCACCGAAUGGAUCAUUAAAUUCAGAACAAUGUUGGAUCAUCUAUUGAAUGAUAAUGAUGAAAAUAAUCCAUACCCACCUAUUGUUGGUAUCUGUUUCGGCCACCAAGCCAUUGCUAAGACAUUAGGUUGUAAUGUCGAUAGAAACCCGUUGGGAUUCGAAGGUGGUGUGGUUCCUAUCGAUCUUAAUGAAACAGGCCAAACGAUCUUUGGAACAACCCAAUUACACCUCUCUGAAGUUCAUAAUGAUAUAGUAUUUGAUGCGCCAAAGGAGAAGGGAUACAUGAAUUGGGGUUCUUCCGACAAAUGUAAGAUUCAAGGUUUAUACAAGGAACACAAAUUAUUAACAUUCCAGGGACAUCCUGAGUUUGUCAAUGAGAUAGCUGCGAAGGGUGUAGAGAAGACAAGAGCUAAAUUGAAAGGUAGUGAUACAAAGGGUAUCAACACAGAUGCUCAGUUAGAUGAAAUGGUUGCAAAUACCAAAAAAUAUCAGAACGAUGGAAAACUAGCCUCUAGUAAAAUAUGGCAACUGUUCUCGCAAAUAUUAUAG